AUGUCAUAUAGGAACUCCACGACGGUCUCAGCAAAAGGUUGGUCAUUGAUGACUGCUUCUUGGGAUCUUCAAACCCUGGCAGACUCGACGAGCCUCAUGGGUUCGGUGAUUUACUGGGUACUCUUUAUAGAAUCAAUUCGGACUCGGAGUUCACGCAGCCCUCAAUGGAUAGUUGAGGUUGGUAAAGAUUGA
This is a messenger RNA of Prunus armeniaca (apricot), 192 nucleotides long. The record is from the annotation of a GenBank genome assembly. Lineage: Eukaryota; Viridiplantae; Streptophyta; Magnoliopsida; Rosales; Rosaceae.